Molecule: messenger RNA, 1515 nt
Organism: Prorocentrum cordatum
Lineage: Eukaryota; Dinophyceae; Prorocentrales; Prorocentraceae
Source: the annotation of a GenBank genome assembly
AUGGGUGUGCCUGGUGUUGCCAGCUCCGCCGACUCCUGGGCCGACUCCCCCGACAAGGGCAAGGGCAAGGACACCGCUGCUGCCGACCCCUGGGCCGCUGGAGCUCAGAAGCUUGCCGCGUUCGACCUCCCCGCACACCAGCGGAAGAUGGCCGACCUUUCAGCCGACCCCAUCUCAAACUGGCGGACAAUGAAGCACAUAAUGAAGACGGCGGCGCGCAAGGCUCGCGGCACCAUCACCUCCGUCUCCGCCUCCGAGAUUCUGCCGUUCGAGAGCCGAAAUGAAGACCCACAAGUCAUAGCUGAGGCACGUGCACUCACGCUACGCAGUAUUGCCAGGGCCGUCUGGUACCAAGACCUCGCUCUUGCCCAGCGACUUCGAGAGGUCACCAUUGCUGGGGCGCAGCACAUCGACAUCAGUCGCCACAAGAUCUCGCUAGUCUGCCGCAUCGCUUUCGAGACCGAGCACUCCGCCAUGCAGCUCCAGCCACACCUGGCGAACUCCACGGCAUCGAUAUUCUGGCCUGUGGUCAAGACCUUGUCAGGCGCGUGGACGGCAUCGCACCGCAUGCACGUCGACCCCCACAAGAAGAACUGCCUAUUCGGCUCCGACAAAGACUCGCAGGCCAAGAACACGGACGACAUCAGCCACUACAUUUCGCGCCCGCGAAUGUGGGCGCUAUUGGCUCAACCUCGGGGACACCCCGCUGGUGAUGUCCUUACACGGCUCGGCCUCAACAAGAGCAGCAACAUCGACGAUCACCCGAAGCACACCAUCACACGCAUUGCGGUCGCCUUCCGCACAUACAACAUCCUGCGGGUGCGCUCCGAGCUGAGCUUGCCCGCCAUCAUCGACGAGCUCAAGUGCCACAAGGAGGUGGUCGCUGCCGCCAGACGCGUCCUGAGGUUGCCGCGGUGCCUCGAAGGCUGGCUCCCGCUCGCGGCGGGCCUCGGCGGCGCCAGCGGCACGGCCGCGGCGAGAAAGGUUCGGGCGAACAUCGGGAUCAACAGCAUGUCCGCUCUGAUCUCGUUGACGGUGCCCGCUGUCCUGCCCUGGUCGCCGGCGUGGCCCCACGGCGUGGACGCUCCCGCGGCCGGGUCCGGCCGCGUGCUUCUGCUGGCGAGGGCCGUGGCGCGCGCCCUGAUCACCUGCGUCCAGGCCGCCAACGACCGAGACGUCGACAAGUACAUCAGGAGCCAUAAGCAUGGCAGGCAGUGCGUCAAGGCUGCCGAGGAGGUCGAAACCAAAGUUGGCUUCUUCGACGACAAGAAGAUGAGCUCGAAGCAGCAGAAGGCGGUGGCCGCCGCCUUGGUCUCGCGCGUGCAGAGCAUCACGGGGCAGAGGUGCGACUGGGUCCAGGAGAAGUUGUACAACAAGAUGGUUGGGAACUCCGGCCCAUUCGGGUCUGAAGGCAUGGGGGCCACCGACGCGUGCGCCUACGUGUUGCAGCAGGUGGACGAGGUAUGCAGCAGCGAUCCAGAGAAGUGCAGCGGCGGGAGAAAAACUGAAUUGUGA